GAGCAAGCCAUAGCUGCCGGCGCCGUCGAUUGUGGGGAAUCGGCAUGGCGGACGAUCGAGGACCGGGGACGGAGAGCGGUUUCGAUCUCCGUUAGAGCUCCGACUGUUUCACGCCACAAUCUGGUGGCUGCUCGGUGGCUGCGUUCCUUCCACUUCGACUUUGUGAAUUCUGUUGCCUUCAGAGGUUCGUGAACCCUACUAAACAAUACAAGCAGGGGAGGCCUGCAUCUAUUUCAAGAUGACCCAACCUCCAAUAACCAUAACGGCGGACGAAGUUAACUGCCUUAUACACGCGUAUUUCGAGGACUCUGGGUUUCAGCAUAGUGCCUUUGUUCUACGCGCUGAGGGACAGUUGGAUCGUUCUCCUCACAUAAACAAACAUGUGGCUCGCGGAGAGCUCGUAUACCUUCUUAGCAAGGCUCUGCUCUAUACUGAAGUCGAGGCACAUUGGCGAGGGAACGCUAUGACCUCAAAUUGCAAAGCACCUUUCUCCUUACUUGACCAACACACUUGCUCUUUGGACCCCAAUCUACCACCAAUUGCUACUUUCAACCCACCGAUUCCUCCUGAGGCAGUCCCUGUCUCUCUGAACGGCACGACAGAGAAACGAAAAGGAGGCGCACUGGAAGUUGACGAGAGUCAACGAAAUAAACGCGCGAGGACUGAAGAUAGCAUGGACCUUGACAGUACAACUUCCACUGCACCGCGUACGUCCGUUAGACGAACGACACUAUUGACUGGCAUCUUGUCUUACUGGUACAUGACAGAAACCAAACCUUCCACUCCUGUUCCUCUCAUGCCGAUUGAUGGUGCACUAUCCGUUGCUCAGCGACAUCCACGAACACGUCCGCCGGAAGAGAUUACAGAUCUGAAUGCUGUCAGUCUCCUCAAAGGUCACAAAACCGAGGUGUUCGUCUGUGCUUGGAACCCUGUAGACGCGAAUAAAUUAGCUACCGGUUCAAAAGACACGAUAGUGCAUCUCUGGAAUCUUCAUCCUUCAGAAGGCGGCGGCCCUAUAACCUCCGACCCACCUCUCGCCCUCGAUAAUCUUUCGAAAACCACACAGGGCGAUAUCACAUCCUUGGACUGGAACCCAGCAGGCACACUACUGGCUGUAGGCUCAUACAACGCAACACUUCAAGUAUGCACGCCGAGCAGCGAGUUGUAUUUCUCCCGCGAGCAACAUGAGAAGGGUCCCAUAUUUGCUACGCGGUUCUCGAAGUCGGGCAGAUGGCUUCUGACGGCUAGUCUGGAUGGGUCGGUUUGUGUCUGGGAUAUUCCGGCGAAAGAGCUGCAUAGGCAGUAUAAAAAUCAUGAAGCCUGUUGCUUGGAUGUCGAUUGGAUUUCGGACGAUCUUUUCGCAAGUUGCGGCGCAGAUGGUAAAAUCCACGUCUUGCGAUUAAAGUCUGCUGUACCUGUCAAGACAUUGAUUGGGCAUGCAAGCGAAGUGAAUCAAAUUAAAUUUAACUCCAGCAAAGGUCUGCUCGCAUCAUGUUCCGACGAUCACACUGCUCGUAUAUGGUCGAUGCACGAUCUUCUCAUACCCGAUGCACCCGCUAUGCCUGCAAAGGUUCUAGAAGGGCAUGAAGGGACGGUUAGUAGUGUAAUGUGGCAGCCAAAAACGCCGGAAGAGGAACAUGCACUACUCGCGACAGCAUCUUUCGACACCACAUGUCGAUUAUGGGAUACCGCUACUGGCGAAUGUCUACAUGUCUUCAGGGAUCACCAACUGUCGAUAUAUACCCUAUCAUGGAGUGCGGACGCCCGGUUACUCGCGACUGGUAGUGGUGAUGGUUGGGUUCACAUUUACGAUGUCAAGACUCAUGAACGAAAAUGGUCAUGGAGUGCUGGCGAUCGAAUAGGCAUAUUCGAAAUUGAUUGGGAACAGCACGGAGAUGUCGAUCGUCUGGCACUUGCCCUCCAGAACUUCCAAGUCGGAAUUAUCGAUGCGUCUCGUAUACCUGCGCUCAAAUCGUCGUAGCCUACCCACCCUCAAACUCCAUGUCACCAUCCUCGCUCGUUGUUGUAAUUUCUACUCAUGCUGUAGUGUAUACUAGUCACCAUAUGUGAAGGGGAUAUUGUAGUAACUGUUUGUAAAUCAUACUAUUGCCAUCGUCUUCGGAUGUAUUC
This is a messenger RNA of Somion occarium, 2130 nucleotides long. NCBI's taxonomy places the organism in Eukaryota, Fungi, Basidiomycota, Agaricomycetes, Polyporales, Cerrenaceae. The record is from the annotation of a GenBank genome assembly.